AUGCUCUCACCGAUUCUUCGUACAGCAGCAAUGUCCACCACUCGCUCUCAACUCAACGCAGCGGCUGCCACCCGACUGUCUUCGAUCCAACGACACCUCUCGACUUCUCCUGCCUCGAACGGACCGAAGAUUGAGAGAUUGACAGUAUUCGGAGCGGGGUUGAUGGGCGCUGGUAUUGCUCAAGUAGGAGCGCAGAGCGGGUUGAAGGUUACGCUCAGCGACGUGACUGAUAAAGCACUUGAGAACGGUCUAAAUAUCAUUUCAAAAUCGCUGUCCAGAGUGGCCAAGAAGAAAUCACCAGAUGAUAUUGAAGGAUUCACCAAGAAGAUCAUGGAUAAUAUCGAGACUACUACUGAUGCUGGUAAAGCAGUUGAGAACACGGAUCUGGUGAUUGAAGCAAUUAUCGAAUCUAUCAAAGUCAAGCGUGACCUGUUUGGUUUCUUAGAUUCGAAAGCCAAGUCAGAAUGUAUUUUCGCUACUAAUACUUCUUCGCUGUCCGUCAAAGAGGUUGCCGAAUCGUGUGGUAAAGAACGACAAGAGAGAUUUGCUGGAUUACAUUUCUUCAAUCCCGUUCCAGCAAUGAAAUUGGUCGAAAUUAUACGUACACCGCAAACUUCAACUUCAACAUAUGAAUCAUUGAAGGAAGUCACAUUGCGAAUGGGUAAAGCUCCUGUCACGUGUAAUGACACUCCUGGAUUUAUCGUCAACAGGCUAUUGGUACCCUACUUACUCGAAUCUAUCAGAAUGGUCGAACGGGGAGAUGCGACUCCGGAAGAUAUAGAUACUGCUAUGGAACUAGGUGCAGGGUAUCCUAUGGGCCCUUUCAAGCUUCUUGAUUUCGUUGGAUUAGAUACAACCUCGUACAUCGCUCAGGGAUGGCGCGAAAAAGCAGCGUCGGGUCAAAUUUCCAAAGAACUGGUCGAACCUAUUGAACUGUUGGAAAAGCUGGUUAAAGAAGGUAAAUUGGGUAGGAAGAGCGGUCAAGGUUUCUACGAGUACGAGAAUAAGAAAUAG
Molecule: messenger RNA, 1014 nt
Organism: Kwoniella botswanensis
Lineage: Eukaryota; Fungi; Basidiomycota; Tremellomycetes; Tremellales; Cryptococcaceae
Exons: 12
Coding region: 1-1014 (337 amino acids)
Biological process (GO): fatty acid beta-oxidation
Cellular component (GO): mitochondrion
Molecular function (GO): NAD+ binding; (3S)-3-hydroxyacyl-CoA dehydrogenase (NAD+) activity
Source: RefSeq, a predicted model, not a curated record